GUAUAUUCUAUACUAGGAUUUAUGUAACCAUACACUUGACGUAAAUUAGCUGUUCACGUUUUCAUCUAAUCGGAAGCUUUAACGUCCCAAUAGUGACGCCACUGUAGCGAUAUAUAAGUUCCCGAUUGGAUAAAAUGGCACCAGCUCUUUUACGUCAACUGCACGACUGUAACGUAAUCGUACUGUAGCGCGUUGAUUGCCCCUGAAAUGAAGACAAAAGGAGUGGCCGGAGAGGGCAGGGUACUAGUAAUCAUGCAAUCAUUGUUAUAUUUGAUUUGCUUAGUGCAGAAUUAGUGCAAUAAUAAGGGACAAUAGGUCAAAAGUGUUAUUUCUUACGAAAAUAAAUUCCAAGAUUAAGCACACAAAAUGUUAUCGUAGAUUUGAGGUAGUGAUCCAGUUAAUGAAAAUAUUUCUUGAUAGUACAGGAAAAGCAUACAUAAGAAAAAAAAAUCACCAUGUAAAAAUGCAUAAUAACUGCCAAAGGAAAGUUAUUCCACUACUGAACAGUGUGUCCCAUUGGUACAAUAUGAAAGAUUACUAUCUGUGUUAUUACUGCAAUUUUUCAGUUGCUGCGAAAAAAAAGAAAAGCGGGAAUACUGGUUGUAGGGACGAUGAAGAAGAAAUAUUGGAUUCUUUUACAGAUCGACUUGUGCAACAAAAAGUAAUAAAAUGGGAGUCUGUAAAUAAUAAAAUAAGAAUAUCGUGUUCAUCCGGGCAGAAAAUAUGUCAGCCACAAGAAAAUGGAAGUAAUAAACAACUUUCUAGUCAAAAUACUCAAGAAAGUACUACUAAUACCAAUGAAUUUGUUAAACACUUCCUACAUGAAUGUCAUAAAAAAACAACUGAAUCUAAGAAACCAAUUCUUUUAAAUGACAUGCACGUACAUGUGAGACACAGUGAUAACAUAAGUGUAGUACCAACUAUCAAGGAUGUUAGUAACAUUCUCAGUUCGGUAGAAUUUAAAAAUAGAGCUCAUGACCUUCAUUUAGCACAAGUUAUGUGGAGAAAUGGACAUUUUGAAAAUGCACUGAAUUUGUUUUGGAGUACAUAUGAAGAAAACUUAAAUAUUCGAAAAAGAAUAAAAUGUAUUUUACAAGUUAAUUUUGCCGAUGCUAUUAAUACGAAAGGAGAAGCAGUCCUAGUAAUCAUAAUAAAUUUCUCAAAGAAGUUUGUGAAAAAAUAUAAUGAUUACACUCUGCUGUCAUAUGUUUGGGAAUCUUGUUUUCUGAGUAAAUGGCAUAGUGAUAAUCAAAUUGCUUCUAAUCUUCUGGAAAAAUACCCAAAACUGAAAGAUAAUGUGCAACUCAGAGUGAAUCAUAUCACAAGUGUAUCUUUAAUUUCACACAAAAUAGAUGUAGUGCAGAGAUUAUUUGAAGUUUUGUUGAAAUAUGAUAUGAAGACACAAUAUGAGUUGGUCUUACGAUCUCUAUUUGAUUACGCAUGUUCCAUACGAGACUUUUAUGCCUGUUCUGCAAUAGUUCAGUCAUGCAGUGAUUUGGAUGUAACUCUGACAGAUAUUCAGAAUUCAAGAUUUAUAAAUCUCUUCUGCCAAGAUGAAGCUCGUCGGGGUGCUAAACUAUUGAUCAAAACAUGGUCAACCAAGCCUUCAAAAUUCUCUUUCAAAUUCUGAACUGUAAUGUGAAUACUUAGGAUGAGUGAUUUAUGGUGAGUAUCUGACCUCUUAAUGUUUCAACAAAUUUUCAUAACUCUUUCUGUGUCAAUUGAUUAGUUCAGAUGUUCUCAAAUUGUGGUAACACAUAUCUUCAGGGGUAUGUGGUAGUGGUACAUGAACAAAAAACUUACUUUUUGAAGACUGAAAAACAAAGUGCCUUCUUACUGAAAAGGUUGGAAGUAGUCUGGAUUUUCGGUUUGUAAGAGAUUUAAAGAUGUAGGUCCUAUUUAUGAAUACACAUUAUACUUGUGCAUUUAACUCAUUGUCUUUGAAGAUAAAACAUGAUUAUGAUUAUUCAAAUUGAGGCUAAAACUGUGUUAACAUUCUUACAAGCAGGAUAUGCUGUGUUCAAAGUAAGUAAUAAAAUGUAUGAACUCAAAUUUUGUCAGUUUCUAUUACUUCUUUUAAUUAUUUACUACAUGAAUUUAAAAUAAUUUUUAAAAAUAAAUUUGAAUUACUUAACUAAUUGAUCCAGAUAAAAAUACUGAAGGCCUGUAAUUUAUGGAUACUUUAUUGUAAAGGUACAUUAAAAACAGAGGCUUAUCUACAGUUGGUCAGAAAUGACACGUGCCACGGGCACCAUUUGCAAGAGACACUAUUUUGAUACCCACUAAAACAAACAACCACAACCCUAAUUUGAAGUAUCCUGACAUGGGUGCAAAUGCUAUGCAUGCCAUUGGUGUCUGAAUUCCUAGAUAUGCCUCUAAUAAAAAGUCAUGUAUGUGGGAACAAUCUUCAAAAAAUUUUGAGAACAUCAUGAUUAUUUGGUUUUGAGGACAAUAGGAAAGACACAAAUGUAUUCAUGUGCAUUAAGAAAGGUAUAUUGAGUAAGUUCCUUUGUAUUGCUGCCAAAUAAAC
Messenger RNA from Gryllus bimaculatus (two-spotted cricket), 2530 nucleotides. NCBI's taxonomy places the organism in Eukaryota, Metazoa, Arthropoda, Insecta, Orthoptera, Gryllidae. The record is from the annotation of a GenBank genome assembly.